Rhagoletis pomonella (apple maggot) is the source of this 2476-nucleotide messenger RNA. Its product is annotated as restin homolog. The record is from RefSeq and is a predicted model, not a curated record. Lineage: Eukaryota; Metazoa; Arthropoda; Insecta; Diptera; Tephritidae. The transcript is spliced from 5 exons. The coding region runs from base 1 to 1800 and encodes 599 amino acids.
AUGGCUCGAUUAACGAUCUGCGAUUUAGUCGAUUUAAAAACGGCAUCUCUAUUUGCUCUGAGCUUGCGCAACUCACGAGCAACAGGCGACGCUGUUUACAAACGAGCACUCGUUAAGUAUGAGCGCACGCCAGUGAUCGGACUUCUACCACAUUGUGGUAGAUCUGCCACUUUUUUGAGAGAGCGAAAUAAGAUUAUCGAAAAUUUCGAAGCGCAGCUCAAAAGUGCAGAACAGACGAAGAGCAGAUUGGAUGAGGCGAUUUCCAGUUUGCAGCAUCAAAUAAAACUCUUGCAAGAUGAGUUGCUGAAAUCCCAAUUGGACUUCAAAUCAAAAGAGGAGGAGCUCAGCAAGCAAAUAACUAGCUUGGCUAGUGAGACUGAGAAGCAGCGGGAGUUUUUGCAGCAAGCACAAAUGGUGGGUUCGAGUACACUCAGUAGCGUGCAGCUGAAAAAUGCAGAAUUACAAAUGAGUAUUGACAGCUUGCACGCUGAGAUGGUCACGAAGGAAGAUCAACUGACGAUAAGUCGUAACGAAACCGAGCAGUUGAAAUUGGCACAGUCCAAUGCACUUGAGGAUACCAAAAAGCUGCAAGAGCAACUUAUAACCGUGCAAAAUGCACUAGAACUCGCGAAUACGGAAGUGAAAUUCAGAAACAAGGUGGCAGAAGAGGACAAAAAGAAAAUGGACGAGUUGAGAAAUAUGGUCGACACUGUACAGACAGUGAAUGCAAAUAUAUCAGCGACCAAUGCCGAGAUGUCGAGGGCUUUGCAGGCAUUGGAAAAGGAAAAAUGCGAAACAGCAAACAUUUUCGAACUCUUUGAAAUGGAAGCUGAUCAAAAUAUGGAAAAACUAAGUGAAAAGCUUGUGGAAAUGAAACAACAGCUUGGUGAUGCUCAGACGCAGCUGCAACACAAGGGCAAAACAAUAGCUGAAAAGCAAAUCGAAUUGGAAAAUGUCGUUGCCAAAUUCGAAGCAUCCCAAGCAGCUCUAGCCAGUGUGCAAUCCACACUACUGGAUCAAGCGACUCAAAUCAAUGAAUUGAAUACUGCAAAAGAUGAGCUACAGAAGGCGAUUGAAGAGAAAGGACAGACCGUUCAUGCACAUCACGCAGACUUACAAACCCAGCUCGAUGAGUAUAAAAAAGUUGUCGAUGAAAUGGGUGAUGCCACCACGGCGAAAGUCGUAGAGUUACAAAGUUUACAAGAACGUAUUAAGCUUUUAGAACAAGAACUGAUGCAGAAUUUGGAGGUGCAAAAAACAUUGAAGACAGACAACGCUAGUCUGCAGCGCAAACUUGAGGUUGUUGAGCUUGAGAAAAGGCGAGAAAUUGUAGCUUUGCAAAGUCGACUCAACGAACAAGAAGCACUAAACAUAUUAAAGCAGAAUGCUUCAGCUAUAGGCAGUGUGCCUAAAGAGGGCGAUGAAACAGAAGACAAUACAGCACAAAUUAACUUCCUUAACUCCAUAAUUGCCGAUAUGCAAAAAAAGAAUGACACAUUGAAGGCCAAAAUCGAAGCGCUCGAGGCGUUACCUACUGAUUUUACACAGCCUAAAGCAUUUGAGCUGAUCGCAAAACGGAAGCCAGCACCACGUGUAUUUUGUGAUAUAUGUGAUGAAUUCGACAAACACGAAACCGAAGACUGUCCCCUUCAAGCAUCCGAUGAUCGCGACUACUCACCUCCUCCGCUGAACGAUCCAGCGAAGAAAAAGGAUCGCAAAUUGCCAGAACCGCGAAAAUACUGUGAAACAUGCGAAGUUUUUGGCCACGAAACCGGAGAGUGCGAUGAUGAUGAGUGGUAACUGGGUCUAUGAAUAUCCAUAUCGACUAUACGCUUUCAACCUCAUGAUAUUGAAUUUUUCGAUCCUUUGCGAUAUUAUAACAAUUUUUAUUAACAUUUGUUACCGUAUAACUUAGAACCACGGGAACCGUUUUCAAUAAUUAUUAUUUUUUAUCAAGGGUGGUUUGGUUUAGUUCCGUUCAUUAGGUCAUGAAGAAAUUAACGGUACUCCUAAAUUUUGAUAUGAGCAAUGAAGUCGGUUGUGUUUUUUCUUAAAAAAAUACUUGUUAAUACAUAAUCUCCAUUACAACAGAUUCUGCGUUUGUGAUAAUCAAGGAAGAAAUGAAAAUAUAUUGUUAUAAAUCCUACUUGGCCACACAGUUUGCUACAUAUGUACAUAUAUUGCUAUGCUUUCAUUCGAGAUAUGUACACGUAUGCGAAAAUGCAUCAGUGUUAUUUACUUUAUACUAUUGUAUUAAAAUAAACUAUUAGAUAUCGUUUACAAAGAACUGCAUCAAACUUCGGUAUUCUUUGAAUUGACGAAUUUGUUUGUUAUACAUACUAUAUGUACAAGUAUUUGUGCUCUAUGCCGUUGAGAAAACUGCUAGAUAUUGUUAAUUAAAUACUUGUUUGACGUUUAUUUUCUAAAUUAACAUGUAAUUAAAUUAGAUAGCAAAAAAAAUUUAAUAUUUAAUAAA